This is a messenger RNA of Lathyrus sativus (Indian pea), 1218 nucleotides long. The record is from the annotation of a GenBank genome assembly. NCBI's taxonomy places the organism in Eukaryota, Viridiplantae, Streptophyta, Magnoliopsida, Fabales, Fabaceae.
AUGUAUGGUGGGUUGAUACAGGCCAAGACUAUUCAUUAUCUGAGGAAGCAGAUCUCAAGCCUCCAGCAGCAGGCAUUUAUGGCAUCAUCAAGCAGCUUUGAGUUUCUCAGUCUCAAGACUUACACACCUCCUUCAUGGGCAUCCCACCUCGACCCUAUACCUUCUCAUUUCUUCUCUCUUGCACAUCUUCCCACUCCAAUUCACAGAUGGAACCUUCCCAAUCUCCCACCCAAUACGGAAGUGUGGCUGAAGCGCGACGACCUUUCCGGUAUGCAAUUGAGUGGAAACAAAGUCAGGAAACUGGAGUUCUUGAUGGCCGAUGCUGUUGCCCAACAUGCUGAUUCUGUUAUUACCAUUGGAGGCAUUCAAAGCAACCACUGUCGUGCCACUGCCGUUGCCGCUAAGUAUUUGAAUCUCGACCCUUUUCUCAUUCUCCGCACUUCUAAGCUCCUUGUUGACCAAGAUCCCACCCUCACUGGCAAUCUACUUGUUGAGCGUUUGAUUGGAGCUCAACUUCAUCUUAUAUCCAAACAAGAAUACUCACUAAUUGGAAGUGUAACUCUUGCAAACCUCCUCAAACAAAAGUUGAUCAAUCAAGGCAGGAACCCAUAUGUUAUUCCAGUUGGCGGUUCAAACUCUCUCGGAACAUGGGGUUACAUAGAGGCUAUUAGGGAAAUUGAGCAGCAGAUUCAAAGUGGAACAAGCAAUGUCAAGUUUGAUGAUAUUGCUGUGGCUUGUGGCAGUGGGGGCACAAUUGCUGGUUUAGCACUGGGUUCAUCAUUGAGUACCUUGAAAGCAAGGGUGCAUGCAUUCUCCGUUUGUGAUGACCCAGAUUACUUCCACAACUUUGUCCAAGACUUGCUUGAUGGGCUCAAAGCCGGGGUUAACUCUAGAGAUAUUGUCCACAUACAAAAUGCCAAGGGUAUUGGCUAUGCAAUGAACACUUCUGAGGAACUUAAAUUUGUAAAAGAAAUCGCUGAAGCUACAGGGGUUGUUCUUGACCCGGUAUACAGUGGUAAGGCUGCUUAUGCAAUGGUGAAAGAUAUAAAUGAAAAUCCAAAGAAAUGGGAAGGGAGGAAGAUCCUGUUCAUACAUACGGGCGGGCUCUUAGGAUUGUAUGACAAGGUUGAUCAGCUGGGUUCUUUUGUAGGGAAUUGGCAACGAAUGGAUGUCAAUGAAUCUGUUCCUAGGAAGGAUGGAACUGGAAAGAUGUUCUAG